CUUCUACGCCUGGAUCGAAAACGAGCCUUUUGCUGUCCACGUGGCUAGCUCAACGGCUUUUGUCUCGAGGCAUACAAUGGUUCGAGAACAGUCGGAAGGCUAAUUUGGUAUAAAGUGCAGGGAAAGCAACAUGAGGCUAAGUGAGCCAUGUAAUGUCAUGCCAUGCCAUGUUGGGUUGGGUUGGGUUGGGUUGGGUCUACAGCUAGCUAGAGCUGUCAGAAGCACAAUCCUACCUAGUUCGGGCUGGGAUGCGAGGCGUAGAUGUACUCUUCCUCGGGCCGGGGUACUAGCUGGUAUAAUUGAACGCUGUGUAACAUUGGUGGGUGGGUGGAGGAUAAGAUAUAGUCUGUUUACCACUACUCGAUUAUAGGAGAUGGAACGUGUCCUUGAUGUGCGCUUUCGCUUGUAG
Molecule: messenger RNA, 409 nt
Organism: Cucurbitaria berberidis CBS 394.84
Lineage: Eukaryota; Fungi; Ascomycota; Dothideomycetes; Pleosporales; Cucurbitariaceae
Exons: 1
Coding region: 131-370 (79 amino acids)
Source: RefSeq, a predicted model, not a curated record